AGUGCUUUGUGUGGUAAGUGGUCUUUGAUGAGAGAGAGAGAGAGAGAGAGAGAGAGAACAGCAGCGGAGGCAGCAGCAGCAGCAUGACAACUGAAGAAGGAGAUGCAGUUCAUGUGAAUGUGAUCCCACUGCCUGGGUUCAGAUUCCACCCCACUGAUGAGUUGCUGGUCCGCUACUACUUGAAGAACAAGAUACAGGGCACCGACUCCCAUUUCCGCUACCUCAUCCCUGAAAUCGAUGUCAGCAAGUACGAGCCCUGGGAAAUUCCUGCAUUCUUCCCAGAAGUUCAUGAGAAUGAAUGGUUCUUCUUCACCCGGCCCAAAUACAAGGACAUCGACAAGACUCGCCGAGACAGGGCCACGGAUCAAGGCUUUUACAAGAGCACAGGAGACGAGCGGGAGAUCAGGGCUGAAGAAUCCGAAUCUGUGAUUGGGAAGAAGAGGUUUCUGACUUUCCACGAAGGUCGUGGGCUGAAAGCAAAGAAGACCGAUUGGGUAAUCCAUGAGUUUAAAGAAACUGAGGUGGGUUCCUUUGUCCUCUGCCUCCUGAAGAACAGGUCACCUAGUUAUAAGAAGCCGAAGGGUGAUCCAAUCUGCGGCAAAUUAGCUGAUUCAGGUGCUAACUCGGAAGACAAUCAAGCUGCGGUAAGUGAUGUGAUUCCAGAGCCAGUGGAACAUCUGGGAUACAAAGGGCGAGGAGAUGUUAAUAGCUCUGAGUCUCCAGAUGGUUCUCGUCUUAUAGACAGUAAUAACAUUUUGAGCUUUGAUGAUGGUGAUGAUGAAACUGGUGACUGGAAAUUCCCGGAUUUGGAUGAUCCAACUGCAUUUGCUAGGUUUCUAGAGUUGCGUGCUGAGAUGGAAGAAAUUCUGAAUUCACCCCCUCAAACACCGCACCAGACACCACAAGACUACCUUUCCUCUACAUUCCUGUCAUCAGGAAACAUACAGCUGGGAGCUGUUCUGCAAGCCAAUGGCACUAGUGAUGAUUGUAAUACAAUACAAUCACCAUUUGGAGAUAAUAAUUAUUCUUAUACUGAUAAGAAUGAUAUUUCAACCUGUGAUGAAGGUGAACCUCAUAGCUUCACCGUGUCUGAUUUCGAAAAUAAAGCUGCAGAUGAUAUGUCUCAAGAGCCAUGUGUUCAACCAGAAAAAUAUCUAGGAGGCGUUCUGCAUACCGAUAUUUGUGACAACGGCUACAACAAUUGUCAACCUACAUGUGGGGAUAAAGAUUCUUAUCUGAAGAGUAUUUCAACCAAUGAUAAGGAUAAACAAUUUAGCAGCAUCGCUUCUAAUUUUGAAAAUCAAACUACGAAUAAAAGGAAGAGGUAGCUGGCAGCAAUUGAAAACAUUCUUUCAAUUUCCCGAAAAUAUCUCCCUGAAGUCGUUAAUCAAGUCCUCAGCGGAAUGACGAUUCAACCAAGCCGUAGUUCUCGCCUUAUUGGCAAUGCUUUUAUUUGUCCUGCAGUUGUUGGUGCAUGGUUGCUGGAGUUUCUAUCAGUCUACAUAUGAUCGAUAAUAAAGAUGUGAUUUUGUGUAUAAUUGGAAUGAUUAUCAAACUAUAUGGUUGUAGUCUAAGAUCUAAAACCUUUCUAUAAGUAUAUCCUUGUGUAUUUUAUCAGAAGCUGUUAAUAUUGAAUGGAAUUUGGCGUAUUGUUUUCUCUU
This is a messenger RNA of Malus domestica (apple), 1661 nucleotides long. Its product is annotated as transcription factor JUNGBRUNNEN 1-like. Gene Ontology annotation, biological process: regulation of DNA-templated transcription. The record is from RefSeq and is a predicted model, not a curated record. Lineage: Eukaryota; Viridiplantae; Streptophyta; Magnoliopsida; Rosales; Rosaceae. Gene Ontology annotation, molecular function: DNA binding.